Molecule: messenger RNA, 1497 nt
Organism: Aureobasidium uvarum
Lineage: Eukaryota; Fungi; Ascomycota; Dothideomycetes; Dothideales; Saccotheciaceae
Source: the annotation of a GenBank genome assembly
AUGUCGUUCGGUGGUCAAACACCGACUAUUGUUGUCCUCAGAGAGGGCACCGACCAGUCGCAGGGUCGCGGUCAGAUCGUCUCCAACAUCAACGCCUGUCUCGCCGUCCAGUCAACCAUCAAGUCUACCCUGGGCCCUUACGGAGGUGAUCUCUUGCUUGUCGACGAGAAUGGCAAGCAGACCAUUACCAACGACGGUGCCACCGUCAUGAAGUUGCUCGACAUUGUCCACCCUGCCGCCCGCAUCCUGACCGACAUUGCCCGCUCGCAAGACGCCGAAGUUGGAGAUGGCACCACAUCAGUUGUUGUUUUGGCCGGAGAGAUUCUCAAGGAGAUCAAGGAGCACGUCGAGCACGGUGUCAGCAGUCAGACCAUCAUCAAGGGUCUGCGAAGAGCCAGCACCAUGGCCGUCAACAAGAUCAAGGAGAUUGCCUAUGUCUCCAAUCGUGUGCGCUCUCGCAGACGUCCGCUAACACGCCCUACAGUGGUUGUCGACGCCGUUCUCUCCCUCGACCAAAACGACCUCAACAACAGACUCAUCGGUAUCAAGAAGAUCACUGGUGGUGCCCUGCAAGAUUCCCUAUUUGUCAACGGUGUCGCAUUCAAGAAGACCUUCUCCUACGCCGGUUUUGAGCAACAGCCCAAGGCCUUCAAGAACCCCAAGAUCGUCUGCUUGAACGUCGAGCUUGAACUCAAGAGCGAGAAGGACAACGCCGAGGUCCGUGUUGAGCAAGUGUCGGAAUACCAGGCCAUUGUCGAUGCUGAGUGGCAGAUUAUCUACAACAAGAUGGAGGCUCUCUACAAGACUGGCGCAAAGAUCGUUCUCAGCAAGCUGCCCAUUGACGACAUGGAGCGUGUUUGCCAGUCUACCGGCGCCUCAAUCCAAUCUACCUGCUCCGACAUUCACGAAUCCCACCUCGGUACCUGCGAGACUUUCGAGGAGCGUCAAAUUGGUGGAGAGAGAUUCAACUUCUUCGAAGGUUGCCCUGGCGCAAAGACCUGCACCCUUGUCCUCCGUGGCGGUGCUGAACAAUUCAUUGCCGAAGUCGAGCGCAGUCUGCACGAUGCUAUUAUGAUCGUCAAGCGUGCCAUCAAGAACCAGAGCAUUGUUGCUGGUGGCGGUGCUUGCGAAAUGGAGAUCAGCAAAUACCUUCACACCUACGCCGACAGCAAGAUUCCUCAUAAGCAGCAAAGCAUUAUCAAGGCCUUCGCCAAGGCACUUGAGGUCAUUCCCAGACAGCUUUGCGACAAUGCUGGUUUCGACGCUACCGACAUUUUGAACAGACUGCGUGUUGAGCACAGAAAGGGUAAUCUCUGGGCUGGUGUCGAUUUCCAGAACGAGGGUGUCAGAGACAACAUGGCCGCCUUUGUGUGGGAGCCCAGUCUCGUCAAGAUCAACGCGAUUCAAGCCGCUACCGAGGCCAGUUGCUUGAUCUUGAGUGUUGACGAGACCAUCAGCUUCAGAGACCGCUUGAUUUUGGACUUGGAGAUCUUCUGA